Messenger RNA from Clarias gariepinus (North African catfish), 1796 nucleotides. RefSeq names its product potassium channel, subfamily K, member 10b (gene kcnk10b). The record is from RefSeq and is a predicted model, not a curated record. Gene Ontology annotation, molecular function: potassium ion leak channel activity. Gene Ontology annotation, biological process: potassium ion transmembrane transport; stabilization of membrane potential. Gene Ontology annotation, cellular component: membrane. The coding region runs from base 113 to 1771 and encodes 552 amino acids. Lineage: Eukaryota; Metazoa; Chordata; Actinopteri; Siluriformes; Clariidae. The transcript has 7 exons.
GGGCUAGACCUGAACACAUUUGCGCUUUAGUUUUUCCAAUAUAGCCGAACAGCUCGUUAGUGAAUUAAUAGCGUUCUCCAAAUCUUUUUUUGGUCCGCUGAAGAAAAUCACAAUGAAAUUUCCAGUUGAGAAUCUGAAGAAAAACGUGAACUGGAACCCUGAGCAAGUGGUGGUUCAGACAAACAUGGCCCCUCCAAAGAAGCCACAGCUAGGUGUGGUACAAUCCUCCCUGGUCCAGGCCAGCGUUGCUGCCAUGCAGAACCCCAUGGGCUGUGAGGCAAAGACAAAUGAACACUGCCCCCUGCCACGUCUCUCCAUCUCUUCACGCUCAGCGAGCAUAGUUGCCAGCAUGGACGCAGUAGCUGAUGGCUCGGCCCUCCACUCUGUAAUGAAGUGGAAGACGGUGUUGGCUGUGUUUGUAGUGGUCGUGCUGUACAUGGUAGUGGGUGGUUUAGUGUUUCAGGCACUAGAGGAGCCCUUUGAGAGUGAACAGAAAAACACCAUCACACAGGAGAAAGCACUCUUUCUCCAAGGGAACCCGUGUGUAUCUCCUGCUGAGCUGGAAGCUUUAAUCAAGCAUUCAAUAGAUGCAGUCAGUGCUGGUGUCAGUCCUAUCGGAAAAUCAUCCUACAACUCCAGCCACUGGGACCUCGGCAGUGCCUUUUUCUUUGCUGGGACCAUCAUCAGCACCAUAGGCUAUGGGAACAUUGCUCCCAGCACUGAAGGUGGCAAGAUUUUCUGCAUUCUGUAUGCCAUAAUUGGAAUUCCACUGUUUGGAUUUCUUCUGGCUGGCAUUGGUGAUCAAUUAGGGACCAUGUUUGUUAAGAGUGUUUUAAAGGUGGAGGGAAUUUUCCGGCAGAGGCAUAAGCAGAUUAGUCAGACUAAAAUCCUGGUCACUUCCACCAUUCUUUUUAUCCUGGCUGGGUGCAUCGUCUUUGUCACCGUCCCUGCUGUUAUUUUCAAACACACUGAAGGCUGGACUACUCUGGAAGCCAUCUACUUUGUUGUCAUUACUCUCACAACUGUUGGCAUUGGGGAUUAUGUCGCAGGUGGAGACAGGAUGAUUGAAUACAAAAAAUGGUACAAGCCACUAGUUUGGUUCUGGAUCUUAGUGGGUUUGGCAUAUUUUGCAGCGGUUCUCAGUAUGAUAGGAGACUGGUUGAGAGUCAUUUCCAAGAAGACUAAAGCAGAGGUUGGGGAGUUUAAAGCACAUGCAGCUGAAUGGAAGGCAAACGUCCGUGCCGAACUGCGGGAAACCAGGAGGCGUCUCAGUGUAGAGCUCCAUGACAAGCUGCAACGUGCUGCCACCAUCCGCAGUAUGGAACGCCGACGCCUAGGUCUAGAGCAGCGUGCACAAUCACUUGACAUGCUCUCACCAGAGAAAAGAGCUGUCUUCUCAAGCUUUGACAGGGGUCGCUUUACCACCUCCUCUCAGGACAGCAUUGACACAAAGCUGAGCAAUCUGCGAACGAAAGCAGAGCACUAUAACAAGCACACUGCAUCAGAGGAAAACAUAUUUAACCGCUUUGGUUCUCUCAGCAAGUUGGCCAAGCGCAACAGAAACAAAGACAUGCCUCCAAAUAUUGCAGAGGACACAAUGAAAAACAGCAGCAACAGCAGCAAUAACACAUUAGCUGAAGAGAGACAGGGGGUUGAUGAAGAGGAGGAGCAGGAGGAAGAGGUGAUAGAGAAAGAGAACAACACCAUGUUCACCAAUCUGCUGCAAUACACAGGGCAGAAUGAGCAGCUGAAUGAUUUUGUGCCUGCUUAGGCCAAAGAGAGAGAGAGAAUGCUGG